This is a messenger RNA of Cyphellophora attinorum, 1698 nucleotides long. RefSeq lists its product as uncharacterized. NCBI's taxonomy places the organism in Eukaryota, Fungi, Ascomycota, Eurotiomycetes, Chaetothyriales, Cyphellophoraceae. Bases 1 to 1698 code for a protein of 565 amino acids. The transcript is spliced from 2 exons. The record is from RefSeq and is a predicted model, not a curated record.
AUGUCUUCCCCACCAGAGCAGAGCCGAUACUCCAAUGGCUCCUUACUUCGAUCAUCUACAACAGGGGCGGCCAUACGGCGCGGGGAGAUAAAGAUCUCUGAUCCCAUACCCCACGACCAGGACGCUUCUACUUCCUACAGACCGAAUAGCGACUGGCCGAUCAAGACAUCGACUGCCGACACGCAAAGGGGCCGACACUACAGUACUGGCAACCUUGGUCCAGGUGACGCUGGUCGCGCCUCAAUGGGUCCUUCGUUCAUGGCCAGCUCAAUGUCCAGUGUACCUUCCAAGGAGUCGAUCAACCAAAGGAAGAAUACUGGGUUCCGGGCGACGCUAAGGCGCAUGUUUGGUAGCAAACGAGGGCGGCCCAGCGUCGAGCAGGACCGAGGGCCCUACCAUCGCAGUGACCCCGGAAAUUUGACAGCGAUCGCGGAAGGCCCGAGGACUCCUGUGGUCACACGAAUUCCAUCUCAGCCGACCGGCAGUGUCAUACGGGAAAGUGCCCUAGGUUCCCAUGGCUUCAAUCAAAAUUACAACCCGGCUGGGGACGAGGAUGAACAACACAGGCCGUCACCACCAAUACAACAUCGUCGUCGGAAUACACUGCCUAGCCUUGUCAUUACCGAUGAGAUGGCGCAAAUACUAGCCGAGCCAAAAGACAAUGAUCUUAUUGCUCGAUCACGGCAACGGCAGGAGCUCGACCUGCGACACUACAAACGUCGAUCGAGAAGUGCAGAUGCUCUCAACAAGAUGAUUUCAGAGAUCAGGUUUCGCAACGCAGGCGUUCGAGACCGAGAGUCAGAUAUCGCAUUUUGGAGGCAGAGUGUUGUCGACAACCCCUUACCAACAAACCAGUCCUACCAGGAGGAUCAACGAGAUGAUGUGACACAAUCGACGAUGUCGGAAACGGAGCCAUCAACCAAAAUAACGACACUUCAGACGUUCGAUUUCGGGCUGAACGAGCGGGAAGGCAAGGAUGCGACACUCGAAGAUCGAGUGAACACGCUCGAGGUGAAGAUGAUUGACUUUGAGUAUGCCAUCGAGAAAUUGCAGGGCAGGGAUGUCAAAUCAGCGCCUCCACCUAAGAUGCCACUCAAGCGGAGAUCAAUACACGAUUUGUUCCCGGAGACAGACUCUGGCAUGUCAUCGUCGAGUCUCGAGCCAACAUCAUUUCUGAGCUCACCAGACCACUCGCCUGUGCCCGAGUCAGAGAACGAGCAGGCAUACGUGCCUGAUCGCACAAGCAAGGCAACAACGAUCCGUCCACUCACAGCACAUCGCCGCUCGGGCGGCUCGCCGCCUUCGCCAGUGCGCAUCACAGUCGAUCAAUUCGACAAGCUGAUGGAAAUUCUCCGACGAGAACAAAACUCCCGGAGACAGCUCGAAGCACAGGUCAACGACCUCCAGAAAGAGCUCGAAGCUCUCAGACAACCUAUCUAUGCCGAAAUCCGGCAAGUCGGCUAUCCAAUAACGCCGAACCAACCCGGUACACACGAUACACCCAACACGCAAAGGACGCUCCGAAGGUCACCACCAUUCCCGAACAAGGAGAAUCAGCAACCCGAGCAGUCACGAUUCAGCAUGAGCGAUGUCGAAUCCGACUACUACGACGAAGUCUACGAGACACCGCAAGACACGAAGUUCACAUUCGAACAAGCACAUCAGCAACGGUCGUCGCCAUUGAUUGGCGUAAAUUGA